GAUUUAGGAAUAAACUUUUGUAGGCAAAACAUGGAGCAAAAGAGCAAAGUCUACACCAAAACAGUAAGAAAAGAAACGACUCCAAGUGGUCUACAAGUCCAGACCCUUCUGUUGUAAAGGGUUCCUGAAAUUAAUACUAAGGAUUUUCUAACGUUUCCAAGUAAAACUGAUAUAAUGAGAGAUAAAGGAUAUAGAAAUAUAGAAACAUAUUUCCUGAUAGUUUGAAUAUUGUUGACGAUUCGAAAAUACACGAGAUUAUACACUGUAAAUCCGAGUCUCGCUCAGAUUCGUUUGACCCCGCUUACCCUAUUCAAAGCAGUGUCCUUGUUAUUGGUAAAGCCUUUUUUUAUGCAUCGGUAUGCAAUCUUCGUUGGCUUCAGUUAUCCCACCGCUGCCGUUGUUUGAGUUAGCCUCUCUGCAGUUGUUUAGAGGGUCACAUUUUGUGCAUGUAAAUCAUCGCCGCCUCCCACAUGCGUGUUUUAUUCAAAUUCACUCUUAUUUUGAGAACCGUUCGUGUUUGGGGAGGAGUCUGGCUGGGAGCUUAACUGUUUAAACUUGACGUUUGGAAAUUGAAUUGGUCGCGGGUAUUUGUGUGAGUGUGAGGAGAACAAAUCUUCAAACGUAUAUACACGCAUGCCUUGCGGUUUUUAGAUGAGGGGAUAAUGACCACUUGACACCGGACAGCAAAUCAAUUUUCAACAGUUUCUUGCAGAUGUAUUCGGAGUGUGGGACCUGAACCCCUUCAUGAUUUCCUCACUUACUCUAUGGUGCUAGGAGAAGGGCCACUCGGAACAAGAUGCCCAUUUUGUGCCCCGGUGCGGGGUCUCUUUGGAAACUUGGAAAACACACUCGUCAUGGAGGUCAACGGUCAAAGUCCCGCCAUUCAUCUGGUUCCCGACCUGUCAAGGCCAAGGGCACGCUGGCCCACACCUUCACCCAAAAACAGGUAGAUACCGGCCCUCCCAUGUCCCCUGGCAGUGCAGGAGGCGUGUAUCUCGGGCCGGAGAAGAAAGAAAGGGUUUCGUCCACCACCACCACUACUACCACAACGCCAAAGAUUUCCUCUGCCCAAGAAAAGAAACUCGCUGAAAUUCGGUCUCCCACCGACUACUAUACCGAUGGGAAUGUCGUCAUCGGCCAGGAUGUUACCAAAGACGGAGAGGAUGCCAAUCACUCGACAGAAGAUGUCGACAUCCUCCAUCCAAUGAGAGCGGAAAAGAGUUAUAAUGACACUCUAAAUCCUGAUGGAACGCUCGCAUCUAUCGUAUUCUUCGAGGAGACUUUCAUGAGUGCCAAGUUCUCUCAUCUCACCACCAGUUCCCCGGGAGGAAAGUCAGCAAACAGGUCAAGGGUAAUCGACACUACGACGGCAUCACUACACGACUGGUCAGGGUUACAAAAUAAGAGUAGUAAAGAAGUCACUGGUGUUAUUCCAUCAUGGGUGAGGCAAAGGAGAUAUCUUCCAACACUUGAUGAAGUAGACUUUGAUCAGAUUGACAUCAUCAGCCUACACAGUCUCCCGACAAAUGAAAGUCCGCAUCAGCCAUUCUCACCUAACCGUUCUAAUGGCAUGCGUCUUCAAAAUGUCGAUGAAAAAAAUGAAAAGAAGGUUAGUAAGAUCGUGAAUUCUAAAGAUGGUGUGACUCAACCUCAAUCACAUGUCAAACAUAAAUUCACAGACGAGCACACGUCAAAGGAUCAGAGAUCCGUGCUUGGUGACCUUACGAACAUUGAUAGUUCUCCAGCACAGAAACCUUCGUCUAAAAUGCCCAAUCAGAGUGCAUUCUACAAGAUACCAAAGCGCGCAUCUGCACGAGAGAGACGCUCCCGAAGAAGUCGUAGAAUAUCGAACAGCCGUAAAACGAAACCUAAUUCCUCUUCACGGGAAAGUGUGGUAAAUGCACUGGACAAACCAAACGAACAUACCUAUGUGAAUCUAGAAUACAUUGCUGGUAUAAUGACGAAUAGUCCUCCAAAAGAUGGGUCAAAGAAGAUGAAUGAAAGCAUUCACGAUUACGAAAGUGUUUGGUCGAAUUCACCGGCUAAAUCCACGGCUGAACAAAGAAGAAUGAGGAGUGUGUCAGGAGGUGGCAGCCGUCCAGGAAUGUCUUCAGUCAUUACCAGUGGCGCCAAGCAAAGUGAUAUAUUUCAUCAUGACGGACGAAGGUUAGACGGACAGAUAGCAGUUUCCAAGCUGUCUUCAAAACCUGACCUCUUUGCUGAUUUGCCCAUCGUGAGUCAAUCUCCUCGGAUGACGCCUCGCUCAACUCGCGAUAAACAAAAUGUCCAAGGUAUUCUGAAAAGUUAUAUGUUGGGAAUAAAAGAAACUGUUGAAAGAGAUGCUGUCCAUGAGAAAGAAACCAGGUCAAGUACAUCCUCGUGGGAAAGCGCUACCAAUAGUCACUCGACCGAGGGUGAAGAGUGUGCCGCCAUUUUGUCGAGAGGUGCUCAAAUCAAUCCCUCCCAUCAGAACCCGCCAUCAAGAACUAUUAAACAGAGCAAACCGGUUGAGAGGCAAGGUGGUAGUUCUAACGAUUUCAUAGGCAGGAACGCUGGUGUUCGAAAUAUCAAUCGUCGGAAUCGAAACGAGGGAAUUUAUUACGUUACUAAAGACUCGGAACGGAGAUUGGUAGAAUCUCCCUCUUUUGCAGACAAUGCAGUCAGAAAAGCUCGAAUUGUGAGGACAAACAGCACAGAGGAAAGUUCAAGGGAAGUACCGGAUGUUCCAUCGAUGCCGAAGACUCAAAAUAAGGACAUCGACUUUAAGUCGAAGAAGUCAUCUCAUAUAGAUUACAGACGUUCCCUGCCAGCCACAUCAACGGUGGCUAGUCGGAGUCCCCCAAAGACACCACAACGUCGCUCCACUACGAAUGUUCGCGCGGUCGAGACAAAGCUUUCCCAGAAGCAGAACCGUAAGAUCCGCCGAACAGUAGAAGAAGAUGAUAUCUUGGAGGCGAUGUUGGUACAAGAUCAAUGUGAGUCGUCAGCAAAGAAAAAUAGUGUGGUAAAGGCAAAGGAUAGGAGUUCCGAGUCUGGGAAAACUUUGCCCGGUGACCCGUGUGUCAAGGAUGAAAUGAGCCGUGUUCAAAAGAUCAUUGAGGACUGGAAUAAAAACUCGAAGAGCAUUGCCCGAAGACACUAUGCAGGCGGUCACAUUCACACAUCUGCGAAUGGCCCUCGAGAGCAGAAGAUCCCUCAACAGCCUGUAUCUUGGGACAGAGAACAAGUUGGCAACGCCGGAGUGAGGUGGAUCAAAGGAGCCAGGAGAGCUGAACAAGACAUCCAGGCCGGAAGCUUCCCCCAGAAUGACCCCAGAGCAUUGCGAACUGAAGUGAAUAAAAGUUCGGUUCGUCGAAUCCCAACCGGGUAUUCAUCGCUUCCCAGGCCGCACGGCCACAGAAUGACGUCACCCAGUGUCACAGAAGUAUACGUCACCACGCAGGCUUAUACCCCAGGCGAAGUGGACGAAGUUGAAGCACAGCGUGGGGAGAUUGUGGUUGUAAACUCUGCUAUGCAGCGGGAAAACGACUGGAUGUGGGUCUACGUUCCACGCACUGAUCAAUUCGGUUACCUGCCUGCAUUUUCCGCUCGCCCUCUGGAGUUUCAAGUCAAUGAGGUUUGAAGCUGGUACAUGAUAACAUACAAAUUGAAACUCCUAACCCUUGAAUUAUUUCGGGGAAAAUCUCCUUUCGAAAACAGUAAAAGGUGGAAUGCAUGACGUUUCUAUAGCAACGGGAAAUUUCCCAAGAUAAUUUUUCUCAUCUCUUUCUUGCCUUGUUUGUGAAUUAUGAUAUGAAAUUCAAAAUAAAUUUCAGAACUAUAAAUAUUUGGGAGAAUGGUUUAUUGUUAUUUCAAAGUAUUAUUUCUAUAUACAUUUUUUUCUUCAGAAUAUACAAUAUUUUUAUGUCAAGGGUAAUAUGAGGAGUGAACAUAUUAUUUAUAAAAGUUAUAGAAGACUGUGCUCGUCUUUUAUGUUUUUGUUUUUCUCUCAAUGAAAGUAGAAAGUUGUGGAAAUUCUUAAACUAAUAUGUGGUGCACUCUACCGCACAUACGUUACCGAAGAAUUAGAGAAACAAACAAAAUGUAAAAUAAGCAAAUGUAAAAUAAAUAAAUUAUUCACAAGCGAUUACUAUAUUAAUCUAAUGCUUAAGAUAAUCUAUGCAACUCAACUAGUAUUAUAGUGUGUAUUUCAAAUGCGUUUUAUUUUUCUACUUACUAUGCAAAACAAUUAUUUCUUUUUAAAUAGUUUUUCAUUACCAAAUCAAAUGUUAUAAUAGAAUAGUAUAUUUAGUGACGAGUCUAACGAAAAUAUGGAUAUAAUUAACAUCUGUUAGAUUUGAAUAGGCCUGCAUAGGUAUGAUGACAAAUAAUUUAUCAAUUCUGAUCCUGGAGGAUGCUCUGUAUCUAUGCAUAAAUUACCAAAUGCUGAAUUUCGUCACCAUCAUGAAUUGCAAUCGUCAAAAUAUAUAUUCUUAAUGAUCCACAUGUUCAUCAGUAAGAUAAUAAUUUCUCAUGUGUAUCGAUACUGUCAAAACUCGGGCAAACAGUAAACAUUAAAACAGUAACAGGAAUGAUCAUUGUUCAAUUGAUCUAAAAGCCAAAAUUUAUAUCCAAAUGAAUUACAUUAUUGCAAUACCAUUAGUCAAUGUCGAUCGUUUUCAACUUAGGGAUUUUUUUUGACAUAAAGCCCGUGUCACAUGCUAUGCGAUCUGGUGCGACGCGAUUUUUCAAGAAAUCGCAUUUUGAAAGUUCCAAGAAGUAAAAUUAUUUUAUUUAAAGUUUGGCAUAAUGUUAGGAAAACUAAAAUAACAUUUUACUUUGUGGCAAGCCCUAUGGUCGGAGUAAAGUCCAAAUCGGCUUCAAGUCGCAGCAGAUGAUGAUGUCAUUACGAUUUGGAAUUGAAUUUGUUUUUAUACAUUUAGGGAGGCUCUAAAUGGACUGAAUUUCGAUUUCAGUAGUCCUACCACUAUUCUGAACUCUGAUCCGUAAGAUUUUAUUAGUUGGAAUAUCCAUAUCAAUGUUAUCACAAUUAAUUUGAAAUUCGGAUCCCGAUAAAGGAAUCGCAUACUUGUAGUGUGAGACGGGCUUUAGGCUCCAGCAAUAUAUAUAUAUAUUUUAUUUAUUACUAUACCACAUUAUCCCCUAGGACUAAACCACGGACGAUAAUUUCUCUGACGAUAAUUGCUCCAACGGCACAAAUACUGGAGUCAGAAACUAUGUGGUCAGCUCGAAGAAAUAUAAUGAUAAUAAUACUGCGCUUUUAUAAGAACGAUUUUGAAAACUCGCACCCCAAUGCUGCUCUGAAAACACAUAUCAAAAGUGCAACUUUUCUGGUUUUGGAGUAUCUUUGUACGUGCACCUUUCAUAUUUGAAAGGUGCAACUUUGCACCGUUAGAGAAGCGAAGCUACCAUUAUGAUUUGCUAAAGAUACGAAGUUCAUUUUCAUUCUUCAAAUGUGUAGCGGUUACCUUCAUUUUCAUAACCCGUGAAUGUGGAUAAGAUGAAACCAUACACGUGAGAUCAUUGUGUCAUCGCAUUGAUAAUUAUAAGAUCAGAACUUUCUAAUUCAUUUUGCGAUAUACCCCUUUAUGUUGAUAUCCAAUUUCCCAGUAUUUAAAGAAAACUUUCGUUAAAAAAAAAUCAUUAUUUGUGUUGACUUCGUAUCAACUUUCUAAUCUAAAAUACCACUGUCGAAACAAUUUCUUGGGACAUGAAUUUUUUUCCUACCCGAUGAUUUUAUUUUAAUGUAGAUUAUCGCUUUAAGUAAAUAUAUCAUGUAAGGUGUCAUAAUACAUGUAUCAUACUAUAUUUUUGUAUAUCGAAUCAUAUUUUAUUGGAACAUUAUUAUCAAUAUUAUCAAUGCUGGGAAUUCGAGCUAGAAAUGUUAUUGCGAGUACUAGUAUAUUAAACUCAACACGCCAUAGCACAAACAUUA
This is a messenger RNA of Lytechinus pictus (painted urchin), 5935 nucleotides long. RefSeq lists its product as uncharacterized. The coding region runs from base 797 to 3622 and encodes 941 amino acids. Gene Ontology annotation, molecular function: protein binding. The transcript is spliced from 6 exons. The record is from RefSeq and is a predicted model, not a curated record. NCBI's taxonomy places the organism in Eukaryota, Metazoa, Echinodermata, Echinoidea, Temnopleuroida, Toxopneustidae.